AUGUCAACUGAUGAUGAGAUUCUUGAAAUGUUUUUCGACGAACAAUUUAUGCCGCUUGCCUAUUUGGACUUACUUUUGUCGCCAGAUGGUCCCUUAGGCGAAACUCAUUCGAUGUCUUCGUCACUGUUAUCAAGGCUGGACCUUUAUACAGACCGCUUAACAAGUCAAUUGGAGUCGACAGUGCAUAAUUUGCGCAAGCCAACAGAAUUGCUUUCUUAUACUGGUGUACACACUGACUUGGGUGACACGACCAAGCUACAAUACUACUUGGAUACCUUAAGCAAUUCUGUCAAGGAUUUGAAGGGAGACAUUGAAACUGUUAAUGUGCAACUCUCGAAUCUCAAAGUUGAAAACGCAGAAAGUAUACGAACAACUGAAGCCCUUCAUGAUUUGAACCUGGUUAAAUCACGUCUCCUUCAAGUUUCUAAAUGUUUUGAAGAUCUUCGCGCCAUAGCAAUAGCCUCAUUCGAAGGCGUUGGCAAAGACGAAAUACCUCAAAUUAUAUCUUCCAACGAGUUUAAAAGAUCCCUUAAGCAACUGCAGGAUCUUUUGUGCACUGAGUUCGAAGAAUCGUUAUCGCGCGAGUCAUCUCAGAGCAGAAACGAAGAUCUGCUGAGGAAGCUCAAAAAUUACGAAGACCUUAGGCCAACUUUUAAAACGUAA
This is a messenger RNA of Lachancea dasiensis, 663 nucleotides long. The record is from the annotation of a GenBank genome assembly. NCBI's taxonomy places the organism in Eukaryota, Fungi, Ascomycota, Saccharomycetes, Saccharomycetales, Saccharomycetaceae.